AAUUUUUUUUGUUUUCAGGUGUUGUUUCAUGCUGUAAUUUACUGACAACAGAUUCAUUGGCCUAAGAAUGAAUGUUUGUGCACAGGUGUCAGCGUCUCCAAUCCAGCUGAGUUUGUUUGAAGAACACCUCCAUGAUGGAGUUCCAUACCUCUAGUAGUGGAGAAGAACCCUCUGUCCCAAAGCUUCAGAAGUCCAGAGCAGACUCUCCAGAACCCAGCAGUGUGUCUCUGAAGAGCAGCAACUCCUCCAGGUUGAGUCCUCCUAACUUUCGUUGUGGAGGAACUGGUACUGACCCAAGACUUCAGAAAUCCAGAGAAGACUCUCACAAGCUCUGCUGUGUGUCUAUGAAGAGCAGCGACUCCAUGUCUAAUCCUCCUGGUUUCAGUAUCAGAGGAACUGGUAUUGACCCAAGCUGGAGGAGGGAUGAUCGAGAUGAUGUCCUGCACAGAGUCUUAGAGAGACACAAAAGCAGCCUGAAGAUCAAGUAUGAGAGCUUAUUUGAGGGAAUCAAAAUGCAAGAGAAUAAAACCUUCUUGAACAGGAUUUACACUCGGCUCUACAUCAUAGAGAGAGAGAGGGAAGGAGUGAAUGAAGAACAUGAGGUUUUGCAGAUGGAGAAAACAUCCAGGAAACAGUUACAAGACACCCCAAUCAACUACUUAGAUAUUUUUAAACCUAUAGGAGAUCCUAAAGGUGAAAUGGAAGAACAGAAUAUUAGAUAUGUGAUGGCCAACAGUGUCAGACAAAAAGAAAGAAGAGAAGAUGAAACACCAAAACAGCUCAGAACUGUCCUGACUAAAGGCAUUGCUGGCAUUGGAAAAACUGUGUCUGUGCAAAAGUUCAUUCUGGACUGGGCUGAAGGAAAAGCCAACCAGGACGUAGAUUUCAUGUUUGUGCUUCCUUUCCGGGAGCUGAAUCUGAUUAAAGAUGACCAGUUUAGUCUUCAUAGACUUCUGUGUGAUUUCCAUCCUGAGCUGAAAGAUCUGGACCCAAAGAUAUAUGAUUCAUACAAAGUUGUGUUUAUCUUUGAUGGUCUGGAUGAAAGCAGAAUUCCACUGAGUUUUUCACAAAGUAAGAAAGUAUCAGACAUAACAGUGUCUUCAUCAGUGGAGAUGUUGAUGACAAACCUCAUCAAAGGAGAUCUGCUUCCCUCUGCUCACAUCUGGAUAACCACCCGACCAGCAGCAGCCAAUCAGAUACCUGCUGAACACAUUGACCGUGUGACAGAAAUUCAGGGAUUCAAUGACCCACAGAAGGAGGAGUACUUCAGGAAGAGAAUCAGUGACCAAGACCAGGCCAAGAGAAUCAUCUCUCACAUUAAGACAGUAAAGAGCCUCCACAUCAUGUGCCACAUUCCAGUCUUCUGUUGGAUCUCAGCCACUGUGCUUCAGCAAAUGAUAAACAGGAGUAACAUGGAAAUCCCCAAAACUCUGACUGAAAUGUACAUACACUUCCUGCUCACUCAGAUGAAUAUGAAGAAUGAGAAGUUUGAUGGAAAAGAUGAGAGCGAUCCAGAGAAACUUCUGGAAUCUAACAGAGAGAUGAUUCUAAAACUGGCUAAACUCGCUUUCAAACAGCUGAUUAAGGGUAAUGUGAUGUUCUAUGAAGAGGAUCUCAGAGAGUGCGGCAUUGAUGUCACUGAGGCCUCAGUGUACUCUGGGAUAUGCACUGAGAUCUUUAAGGAGGAAUCUGUGAUCUAUCAGAGGAAGGUCUACUGCUUUGUGCAUCUGAGCUUUCAGGAGUUCCUGGCUGCUUUCCAUGUGUUUUACUGCUAUGUGAGCAAAAACAUGGAGGAACUGCAUUUUUUUCUGCUGGAUGAGCUACUGAGAGGAGCAGUACGUAAAGCCUUAGAGAGUGAAAAUGGACACCUGGAUCUUUUCCUUCGUUUCCUUUUGGGCCUUGCAGUAGAGUCCAAUCAAAAACUCCUACAGGGUCUAUUGGCACAACCAAAGAGAAGCUCAGAGAGCAUCAACAAAACAGUGCAGCACAUCAAACGCCUUAUAAAAACAGAAGAUCUUCCUGCUGAGAGAUCUAUCAACCUGUUCCUCUGUCUGACUGAAUUGUAUGACCAGUCUCUCUCCAGAGAGAUUCAAGAGUAUCUAAAAUCACAGAAACAUGCAAAAACCAAACUCUCUGCUGCACAUUGCUCAGCAAUAGCUUACAUGCUGCAGAUCUCAGAAGAGGUUCUGGAUGAGCUGGACCCAAAAAAGUUCAACACAUCAGAGGAGGGUUACAGGAGACUGGUUCUGGCCACGAGCAACUGCAGAAAGGCUCUACUAUCAAGCUGCAGUCUUGGAGUAAAAGCUUGUGAAAAUCUGAAAUCAGUUUUACUAACAGAAAACUCCUCCCUGAAAGAACUGGACCUUAGUAGUAAUGACCUGCAGGACUCAGGAGUGGAUCUGCUCUCUGCUGGACUGAAGAGCUCACACUGUAAACUUCAGAUACUCAGAUUAUCUGGUUGUAUGAUCACAGAAGCAGGCUGUUGUUCUCUGGCAUCAGCUCUGAGUUCAAACCCCUCACACCUGAAAGAGCUGGAUCUGACCUACAACCAUCCAGGAGAGGCAGGAGUCAAGCUGCUUUGUGCAAGACUGGAGGAUCCACAAUGUGCACUCAGCACUCUCAGAGUGGAACAUGGAGGUGAGAUCAGAAUCAAACCAGGACUGAAGAAAUAUUUCUGUCAGCUAACUCUGGAUGCCGACACAGCACAUCCUCAUUUCAGUCUGUCUGACAGCAACAGAUUGUUGAUGCACAGUGGUAAAUCACAGCCUUACUCUGAUCAUCCAGAGAGAUUUGACUGGUGGGCUCAGGUGUUGUGUAAAGAGAGUGUGAGUGGACGCUGUUACUGGGAGGUUGAGUGGAGCAGUCGGGGACAGGGGUGGUUGUAUGUAUCAGUCUCAUAUAAAGGGAUCUGCAGAAAAGGACAGGGUCACGAAUGUGUGUUUGGACGUAACAGUCAGUCCUGGAGUCUGGAAUGUUCUCCCACUCUCUCUUUCUGGCACAACAGCAUUCAGACUGUGCUCUCAGGUCCAUCACCCUCCAGAAUAGGAGUGUACGUGGAUCACAGUGCAGGAACUCUGUCCUUCUACAGCAUCUCUGACACAGUGACCCUCCUACACACAGUCCACACCACAUUCACUCAGCCGCUCUAUGCUGGGUUCUUUGUUGGUGAAGCUGACUAUUCUGUAAAGUUGUUUGAUAAGUAAUGAUUUAUGUAUUGAAUAUGGUGGUUAACUUAUAAAUAUAUUCAGAUUAUUACUUCCACUGUAGACUUAAUUUAAAUUGUGUGUUUACCUUUUUAAGAUUCAUUGUGUUAUCCGUCUAUUCUUCAUGGUUAUAUGUAUCCGUUGAUUUGCUUGUACUCAAGAGAUGAUCAUUUUAGAAUAGCAAGUGUUUAAGUCUCUCUCUCUGACUAAAUGGCAGU
This is a messenger RNA of Colossoma macropomum (tambaqui), 3421 nucleotides long. Its product is annotated as NACHT, LRR and PYD domains-containing protein 12-like. Gene Ontology annotation, molecular function: protein binding. The coding region runs from base 132 to 3203 and encodes 1023 amino acids. The transcript is spliced from 8 exons. NCBI's taxonomy places the organism in Eukaryota, Metazoa, Chordata, Actinopteri, Characiformes, Serrasalmidae. The record is from RefSeq and is a predicted model, not a curated record.